UCAUUUAGGCUUGAAAAGAACCUUCUGUCGAAAUCCUUCUAUUAAAAUCCCAGUUCCAGUGUGGCAGAGCAUUAUGUUAAAGGGGUCUGCUGUUCCAGCCAGAUACAUGGAAACAACAGCCUUUUGCAAAGGAAAAGUGGUGCAUUUGAGAGCCAUCUCUUUUUUCUGGGAGCCUGCAGUUCAAAACCAGCCUCCAGCAACUAACUUAACGGUCCACAAGUGACUUCUUGCCAAGCCCUUCGGCAGAACCGAUGUCUAUAAUAGUGCAUUUAGUUCUCUCUCUUUCUUCGACCAAUUUCAGCAACCUCUCCUUCCAGCAAUUUCUGCAGGCAAAAAAUUCCUUCUGCAAUCCCAGGGCGGAUUUAGGGGAGGGUUCAGUCACACUGGGCACGAAGCCUUGGGGUGCAGCAACUAUUACUUUGAAUGCAGCAAGCAAGGUGGGGUGAGGUGGUGGGGAACCCCAAAUUUUGGUGUCGCACAAGGCACCCCUGAAACUCGAGAUCAGAAGGUCUGCCCCUGCUGCAAAUCUCCUUUUGGUUUUAAGAACAGGCCUCUGUUGUCUUGUACUCCAGUUCCCAGGAUUCUUGCAGCCUUGCCAGCGUUAGUUUUGCCCUUCUCCUAUCCUGGUGAUAAAAAACAACAACUUGAAGGAAACUCCUAUCACAUGACUAGACUUCUGGAAGGUUCACUUCAACGCAGCCACUUUAGGAGGCGACAUCUCAGAGCCCAGGGCUGAGACAAGGCCUUGGCUGAGGAGCUAGGCCUAAGCAAGCUGAACCAAGAAAAUCAUUUGAACUACUUUCCCCCCCAGAAGUAUAAGUCUGAGACGAGAAUGAGAGCAUCCUAUCCACCAGUCAAUAAAGAAGAAACAAGGAGUCAGAGUUCCCGACCCUUAUCCUUGUCUGGUCAUGUUGGCUUUGAUAGUUUACCAGAUCAGUUGGUUAAUAAAUAUAUCCAACAGGGGUUCUGCUUCAACAUUCUCUGCAUUGGGGAGACUGGAAUUGGGAAAUCAACUUUGAUUCAUAGUUUGUUUAAUAACAGUUUUGAUUACCGUGUGUCAACACACUUUCAGCCAAAUGUACGACUUAAAGCUGAGACGUAUGAGCUCCGGGAAAGCAAUGUUCGAUUGAAAUUGACCAUAAUAGAGACAGUUGGAUUUGGUGAUCAGAUAAACAAAGAAGAUAGCUAUCAGCCAAUAGUGGAUUAUGUAGAUGCACAGUUUGAAGCCUACCUCCAGGAAGAGCUGAAAAUUAAUCGUUCCUUGUAUAAUUACCGUGAUACUCGUAUCCAUGUGUGCCUCUACUUUAUUUCACCCACAGGGCAUUCCCUGAAAACUCUUGAUUUAGUAACCAUGAAAAAUCUUUCUAGGAAGGUGAACAUUAUUCCCCUUAUAGCCAAAGCUGAUACAAUUUCUAAAACUGAACUACAGCAGUUUAAGGUCAACAUCAUGAGUGAACUGGUCAGUAGUAGACUCCAGAUAUAUCAGUUUCCAACAGAUGAUGAGAGCAUUGCUAACAUUAAUGCUAACAUGAAUGCACACUUGCCAUUUGCAGUAGUGGGGAGUUUGGAAGAGGUAAAAGUUGGAGACAAAACAGUAAAAGCUCGCCAGUAUCCUUGGGGCGUAGUGGAAGUGGAGAAUGAGAACCACUGUGAUUUUGUGAAGCUCCGGGAAAUGAUGAUUUGUACAAAUAUGGAAGACUUGAUAGAACAAACUUGUUCUGUUCAUUAUGAACUGUACCGGCAGUAUAAACUGGAAGAGAUGGGCUUCCGAGACACUGAUCAAAUCAAGAUUCCAGAUUCCAAAAAGACAACUCAUAGAGAAAGUCUGCAGGAGACUUAUGAAGCUAAGCGGCUUGAAUUCCUUAACAGUUUACGGCAAAAAGAAGAAGAGAUGAGGCAAAGGUUUGUUCGGAGGGUCAAAGAGAAAGAAGUACAGUUGAAAGAAGCUGAGCGAGAACUACAGCUGGAGUUUGAACAUUUAAAACAGCUUGAUCAAGAAGAGAGAAUGAAAUUGGAGGAGAAAAGAAGACUCCUGGAAGAAGAAAUGAUUGCAUUCAAUGACAGAAAAGCUGCCGCAGAAAUAGUCCAAGGGAGGCCACUGCCCCCUACGCCCACUGUUGGGUAUAAAAAAGAUAAGGAUCGUAAAAAGGAUCAAGGUUUUCGGCUUGAGCUCCUGUGCUUUGAUGUCAGAGAUCAGGAAUUUGUGAAUAUACAGGAGGAGAGAGAGAAAGAGAGAUUAGAAAGGGAACGAGCCCACAGGGAGCACCAUGAAUAGAAUUUGGAAGCAGUUUGAAAACGUUAUAUGGUUAAGCGUUGGCUUUAUGUGAAAGAAGAAUAAAUACAAGAAUAAAUUCUUCACAGUUCUCUAUGAAGAAACUUGGGUCACCUUCCCCCAUUUUAAUGCAAGUUAACUUGAAAACUGACUCCUGUUUAACAAAGGGAAAAGUAUAUUAAAGUGUAUAAUUAGUAUCACAUAAUGUACUGUAGGUUGUUGUAUUAAAAAAUAUAAAAUGACAGUUCUUUUAAGCUAUUGAUGUGUAUUUAAACUCUACACCUGUGGCUAAGCUGUACUCACUUUAAGUGCUGUACCUAAGAUCACUGUGCCACAGAAGAAUUUUUAUUUGUGUUAUGAAUACUCGUAGCAUAGAAAUGGUUAUAUAUUGCAACUGUUUUAAAGAACUGGUGCUUCUUGAAUGUGUUAACUACAUAUCAAUGAAUACCCCCAUUUGAAACAUUUAUUGAACUGAAUAAAAUAUGUAAACCUG
Molecule: messenger RNA, 2765 nt
Organism: Podarcis raffonei (Aeolian wall lizard)
Lineage: Eukaryota; Metazoa; Chordata; Lepidosauria; Squamata; Lacertidae
Gene: SEPTIN10
Product: septin 10
Exons: 13
Coding region: 833-2275 (480 amino acids)
Biological process (GO): cytoskeleton-dependent cytokinesis
Cellular component (GO): septin ring; septin complex; microtubule cytoskeleton
Molecular function (GO): molecular adaptor activity; GTP binding; GTPase activity
Source: RefSeq, a predicted model, not a curated record